Messenger RNA from Pterocles gutturalis (yellow-throated sandgrouse), 767 nucleotides. Its product is annotated as GMP reductase 1-like. NCBI's taxonomy places the organism in Eukaryota, Metazoa, Chordata, Aves, Pterocliformes, Pteroclidae. Bases 171 to 491 code for a protein of 106 amino acids. The transcript is spliced from 4 exons. Gene Ontology annotation, molecular function: catalytic activity. The record is from RefSeq and is a predicted model, not a curated record.
GUUCUGUGUGUACCACUCGGAUUAAGACAGGGGUGGGCUAUCCACAGCUAAGUGCUGUUAUUGAGUGUGCAGACUCAGCACAUGGCUUGAAAGGACAUAUCAUCUCUGAUGGAGGAUGCAGCUGCCCAGGAGAUGUCGCCAAAGCAUUUGGAGCCGGUGCUGAUUUUGUCAUGCUUGGAGGAAUGUUUGCAGGCCAUGACCAGUGUGCGGGAGAGAUUAUGGAAAAGAAUGGCAAGAAGGUGAAACUCUUCUAUGGAAUGAGCUCUGAUACAGCCAUGAAGAAGCAUGCAGGAGGAGUUGCUGAAUACAGGGCUUCGGAGGGCAAAACUGUGGAGGUACCGUACAGAGGGGACGUGGAACUCACCAUCCUGGACAUCCUCGGGGGGCUGCGCUCCACCUGCACCUAUGUGGGAGCUGCCAGACUCAAAGAACUGAGCAAGAGAACAACGUUUAUCCGGGUCACCCAGCAGCACAGCCAGGUCUUCUCUUAGCUCAGGGCUGGGGGGCUGGAGAGAGAGGGGUGGGGGGGAGCAGCAGGAAGGGCUGCUAUUUUGUUUUGCUUUCUCCUCCAUGUUGUGUCGGUGGCAAACUCUCUCCUCUCUCAGAAUGGCAGAGUCAUCCGAGGGGCUAUGGCAAGGAUUUGGAAGGGGAAGGUUCUGCUAUUAACAUGGUGCCAUUGGUUCAAAAUGCAAUAGCCUCAUCUGUUAUUAUUGUGCCUCUUUAAUAUUUUAGUCAACAAUUCUUCACCUGUUUUUUUCCCCCUCUGA